Molecule: messenger RNA, 459 nt
Organism: Culicoides brevitarsis
Lineage: Eukaryota; Metazoa; Arthropoda; Insecta; Diptera; Ceratopogonidae
Gene: Rpb11
Product: DNA-directed RNA polymerase II subunit RPB11
Exons: 2
Coding region: 103-459 (118 amino acids)
Biological process (GO): transcription by RNA polymerase II
Cellular component (GO): RNA polymerase II, core complex
Molecular function (GO): protein dimerization activity; DNA binding
Source: RefSeq, a predicted model, not a curated record
ACAAUCAAAACAGACGCGAAUUGUUAAAAUUUAGUCAAUUUUCGUAAUUUUUCCUUAAAUUUUCUACUUUUAAAUAUUUAAAAUUACCAAAAUUAAUUCAAAAUGAAUGCGCCGCCAACGUUCGAGUCAUUUUUGUUGUACGAAGGAGAGAAAAAAAUCAUCAAGGAACUUGACACAAAAGUCCCAAAUGCCGCAAUUUUCACCGUAAACAAGGAAGAUCACACUUUGGGCAACAUGAUCCGUAAUCAGCUCCUGAAAGAUCCGCAUGUCUUGUUCGCCGGAUACAAAGUUCCGCAUCCGUUGGAGCACAAAUUCGUCAUUCGGAUACAAACGACGUCGGAUCACACGCCGCAAGAGGCUUUCAUGAACGCCAUCACGGAUUUGAUGUCGGAAUUGUCGCUGUUCGAGGAACGUUUCAAAGAAGCCGUCAAAGACGAGAAUUUCUCAACAAAAGAAUAA